GCUGCUGCUGCAGCAUCACUGGCAACGACAGAAAUCUGCAGCUGAGAAAAUCAAGAGAUCAAAAUGACGCGGAUUACAGACGCACAAUCUGUCGUGAAAAUCCAGGGCGCACUGCUGUUCUAGUUUCUCUUUCACGAAUGCGUCGGUGAUUUAUCGGCAUUUUCACACACGGCGCGAGAAUGCCGUGGACAGAUGAUGCGCUGCAUCUGCCAUGAUGCUGAUGGAGACUCCACAAGCCUUCAUGGCCAUUCGAUCGCUAUUCUCUUCUGCAUUUUCUAGGGCGCAUUAUUAAUCAUUUUUAUUCGUUGUCAGUUAAUUGCAAACAGAAAGGUAUUUUCAUUGCAUAAGAGGUGCUGGGGUCAACGACACAGUGAUGCUGUUAUUGCACAGCCUCAGAGAAGCCUAACAGACCAUGAUGAAGACCGAAUCCUCAUCCUCCUCUAAGCCAGCGAGCACCACCGCGCUUCGCAGCCCCUCUCCACACCGCAACGCGUACGAGGCGGCAGGGAUUCAGGCGUUGAAGCCGGCGACUGACAUUUUAAAUAAUGGCGACGCUCGGGAUGGCAAGCCGAAGCCCACCAGCCGCGGUCGCACGUACGGCUCAAACGUGCACCGCAUCAAGAACAUGUUCAUGCAGAUGGGCGCAUCCUCACCCACCGAGGCCGAAGACCCGCAGAGGGCGAACGGCGACGGUAAAUGUGUGCGUCUCAGCCUUCCGCGUGCUGGCAGUCUGAACGAGAACGUGGACCACAGCGCGCUCCUUAAACUGGGAUCCAGCGUCUCCGAGCGCGUCAACCGCUUUGAUAACAAAACGGACGCGUCGCCCCGGUACUCCAAGCUGCAGGAGACGAGGAAGAUCUUCGAGCAACAGAAUCUGGAAAGCCAGGCGGCUUCCACUCGGGUGUUACUGAAGAAGGAACGCGCCGCGGGACUCCAUGACGCGUCGCGUUUAGAUGUGGUUGCUCGCUUUAACGGUAGCACGGAGUCGUUGGAUAGCCUGGACGCGAUCGGCGGCACCGGCGAGGCCGUGUCUCCUACCGUCAGCCAGCUCAGCGCGGUGUUCGAGCGGGCCGCGGAGUUACGCAACAACCUGCACCGGCUGUCCAACACACCUCCGCUCCCUCUGCGCGGGGUCACCGCCCGGGUCGGUUCGCUUAACUCAAAGGUCAUCACCAAACGGGUACGCACGUUUCCUCUGGGGUCAAACAGGGAGGAUGAGGUUAACCAACAGCACCAGGUGGAACAAGAUGGGAGUUUAAACAGCCUCAACGGAGCCUCUGAGGAUCAGGAAAGUAUCAAAGCUGUGGACAAAGAGUCCUCAAGGGGUAAGCAGACAAGUGAGUUAAAUGAAUCCAGUGCCAUUGAGUCAAAAACCCUUGAUAAGACAGAAGAAGUCACUGCCACGAAGGCAAAAGGUACUCUUGUUACAGCUGGUGUCUGUACAUCUUUGGAAAAUGGAGACAUCGCUUCCAAUGGAGAGGUGCUGAAGAGAGACGCUGGGAUUGCAGACACUAGAAAGGCAGAGGAUGCUCUUGUAGGACAUGAACGUCCAUCAGUGGGAGUCUGUAAGAAGGAUGAUGAUGGCACUGUGAAGGAGGAUUACUCUACGGCUGAUUUGGUGGAUAUCAGUGCCUACAGCGCAGUGGGGGAAGACUCUGGUGGUAGUCAGAUUGAGGAUGAGGAGGAUGAAGAGGAGACAUUUGAGCCAGAGUCAAGCUGCUCUGAGGUUCCUGGAUUACCUGUGGAAGAGGAGCCGCCCCCAAGCAGGAAGAUUCAAUUCAGUUGUGCACCCAUUAAGGUUUACACAACUUACUCCAAUGAGGACUAUGAUAGAAGGAACGAUGACGUGGAUCCCAUGGCCGCUUCUGCUGAAUAUGAGCUGGAGAAACGUGUGGAAAGGCUGGACCUGUUCCCCGCUGAACUGGAAAAAGACAAUGAGGGUUUGGGGAUCAGUAUUAUUGGGAUGGGUGCUGGAGCUGACAUGGGUCUUGAGAAGCUUGGUAUAUUUGUCAAGACUGUCACAGAGGGAGGGGCAGCUCAUCGGGAUGGCAGGAUUCAGGUGAAUGAUUUGAUCGUGGAGGUAGAUGGAACAAGCCUAGUCGGUGUAACACAAAGUUUUGCUGCCUCGGUAUUAAGAAACACAUCUGGCACUGUCAGGUUUAUAAUUGGCAGAGAGAAACCAGGAGAGCAGAGUGAAGUGGCUCAACUCAUCCAGCAAACCCUUGAACAGGAACGUUGGCAGAGAGAGAUGAUGGAACAACGAUACAAUAACUACAUGGGGGAUGAAGAAGAGGGUGGUGAUUACGGCACUGAUGAAGAGGAUGAGAUGAGCCCCACAUACCCAAGUGCCAUAGAGGUGUUUGACCUGGCCGAGAAUGAGGACAUGUUGUCACCUGUGGAAGUGGACCCUGAGAAGCUCACCCACAAAUAUAAAGAGUUGCAGAUUAAACAUGCUGUGACUCAGGCUGAGAUCCAGCAGCUCAAGCGGAAGUUGAAUCAUGCUGAACAGGAGAAGCAGCGCUGGCGUGUGGAGAAGGCCCAGAUGGAGCGUAACAUGCAAGAGAACCGGGAGCGCAUGGAGAAGCUGGAGGGAUACUGGAUGGAGGCUCAAAGUUUGUGCCAGGCUGUGGACGAGCACCUGAAAGAAACACAGGCCCAGUAUCAGGCCCUGGAGCGAAAAUACAGCAAAGCCAAACGUCUCAUUAAAGAAUAUCAGCAAAAGGAGAUUGAGUUUCUAAAGAAAACAGCACAGCAGAACACCGUAGAAGAAACUGAGGCUUUACAUAAAGAGGAAACAGAACUUCAAGACAAGGUAACAGAAGUUGAGGAACUGAAGACGGCGGAUCCAUCGUAAAGUUCACCUGAUGAAAUCGUAACUACUUCAGUGUAAAUGUACUGGAACGGAGGAGAGAAUCUAUAAUGUUGUUCAUUUAGUUAUAGUCAGUAAACCCCACACAUGUUAAAAGAGUUUUACAACCUCACAACAUCAUUUUAGGAUUUUUAUGGUUUUGUAGAUUUCCAUUUCCUUAUUCUUAGUAUUGUGAAUAAUUAUUUUUCUCUACAGUAUUUGCUCUUUGUAUUAACCUUAUAUAUGUAUCUAUAGAUAUACCGAUUCGGUCAUCAUUGAAGGUUUUACCAAAGUUGUAGUAACCCAAAUCUAAACAACAAAACAUGUAUUUUACAUUAACUACUUUUAUGAAUGCUGAUCUUUCAUUAACAAAACACCACAGUGGAUUUUCUUUCAGCAUUGUCUUGAACUUUAACUCCUGAAACUGGGACACAUGGGCCUUGGUGCUGUACCAUAAAAGUCUUGUUUUUGUUUUAUUUUGUUUUUUUAUCCUACUGUAUUUCCACGUUUUUCGUGUGAUGAAACAACACCAGUAUUAUUUGUCUAAAAACCAUAUUUUAACAUUAAAUAGGAAGCAUAAUUUCUGGUGAAGUGGUCGGGAUGUGAUUAACUAGGUAGUCUGAAUCACUCUAUAAGGAUGAAGUAUUACAGCUAAGAUUUUGUGUUUAUUAAAAGAGUAACAUAAUUAGCUUAGCCUUUCUUUACUGUAUAGCCACAUUUUUAAAGGUUUUAAUUUCCUGAUGCCUCUCUACCUAUAGUAGUCCACACUAUACUGUACCUCUUGUGCACGGUUGUGGUGACUUGAACCUUAAAAACCAACUGCUGCCUUUAUCUCAGUAUUACUCCAGUGUUUCACUCACUCCCAAGUGUUCAAGUCCUUACAGUUCCUUAAAACCGUAGUGGCUUCCGGUAUUUUCCGGUGGAUCUGUACUUUUGAACCAUACCAGACAGGAUUAUGAAAUUGGUGCCCACAUGUGUAUAUUUUUAUCUUUCUUUUCUUAUCUGAGUGUUGUUCAUGUUUAAAAACAGUUAAGGGGGUCUGAUCUGCUGGGCUCACAAUAGUUUGAAUAAAUCUUUAUACUGCUGCCUGAAACCGAACUCAUUGAUCGUUCAGUGUAACAAAACCAGAAGGUUCUCACACUAGCUGCAAUACAAGUUGCUGAAAGUCAUUACAAAUACAACAGCAACGAUUACAAAUACAAAAUUACAAAUAUGUGAACAUAUUGAUGUGAGAUAUAGCAAGGAACCCAAAACAUAAAUGAUUGUGAUUGAUUGUAGUAUUUAGUGUCACUGUUAAGUCUUUCAGCAAAGACUAAAUAAAUCAAUGAGGCAUGUAAACAAUUUUUUUUCAGUGCAAACACUUGUAUGGAACGCACACUCAUGUGGUUUGUUAAUGUGGUUUUAUGAAAUAAACAGUCAAUUGUGGAUUUGUAA
Molecule: messenger RNA, 4282 nt
Organism: Paramisgurnus dabryanus
Lineage: Eukaryota; Metazoa; Chordata; Actinopteri; Cypriniformes; Cobitidae
Gene: ppp1r9bb
Product: protein phosphatase 1, regulatory subunit 9Bb
Biological process (GO): neuron projection development; calcium-mediated signaling; actin filament organization
Cellular component (GO): cytoplasm; actin cytoskeleton; dendrite
Molecular function (GO): actin filament binding
Source: RefSeq, a predicted model, not a curated record